Molecule: messenger RNA, 4126 nt
Organism: Drosophila biarmipes
Lineage: Eukaryota; Metazoa; Arthropoda; Insecta; Diptera; Drosophilidae
Product: synaptotagmin 1
Exons: 11
Coding region: 416-1840 (474 amino acids)
Biological process (GO): synaptic vesicle endocytosis; calcium ion-regulated exocytosis of neurotransmitter; regulation of dopamine secretion
Cellular component (GO): dense core granule; axon; synaptic vesicle membrane
Molecular function (GO): clathrin binding; calcium ion binding; phosphatidylserine binding
Source: RefSeq, a predicted model, not a curated record
GCCAAAACGCGAAUGAACAUCGACCGUGGAAGUUGACUGCUGAAGUACAAAGCGCUAGGCUGAAGUAUACGAAAUUCAUGUGAGACUAGCGAGCCGCGGCCUCACUAGCCAAAGCUAGCCACCAAAAACCAAAAAAAAAACAGGCAGCAGCAGCUCACACACACAUACAACCGCCAGGACCCGCAUCAUCAUAUCCUUCCUGCCAGGCCGUCGCCACUGCUGCCGCCCCACGCUCCCCUCGCAGGAGUCCCGCUUCGCCGAACGCUGCUCAAAACCCAUCAUCUAACCAAUAAAGCGGACGAUAAACAAGCACAUCGAGCACCGCAGAGAGGGCCAGGAGGAGCUAUUAACGCUAGUCUGGAACGCAGAGCAUUGGCAACAUUCUUGAUUAGGAGCAACAACACAACAAAACAAAAUGCCGCCAAAUGCAAAAUCGGAAGCGGACGCCAAACCGGAAGCGGAACCAGCGCCAGCGUCCGAGCCGGCAGCGGAUCUGGAGUCCGUGGACCAGAAGCUGGAAGAAACACAUCACUCCAAAUUCCGUGAGGUGGACAGGCAGGAGCAGGAGGUCCUAGCCGAGAAGGCGGCGGAAGCGGCCAGUCAAAGAAUCGCAACAACAGAAUCAACAACACGAAGUGCAACAACAGAGGCUCAGGAAUCAUCUACCACCUCAUUGCCGGUGAUCAAAAAGAUCGAGCAUGUCGGCGAAGUGGUCACCGAGGUGAUCGCGGAGCGCACGGGCCUGCCCACCUGGGGCGUGGUGGCCAUCAUCAUACUCGUGUUCCUCGUCGUCUUUGGUAUAAUCUUCUUCUGUGUGCGGAGAUUCCUGAAGAAGCGAAGAACCAAAGAUGGUAAGGGUAAGAAGGGUGUCGACAUGAAGUCGGUACAGUUGUUGGGAUCGGCGUACAAGGAGAAAGUUCAGCCUGAUAUGGAGGAACUCACCGAGAAUGCCGAGGAGGGUGACGAGGAGGACAAGCAGAGCGAACAAAAGCUUGGGCGUCUCAACUUCAAGCUGGAAUACGAUUUCAACUCCAAUAGUUUGGCCGUGACGGUAAUCCAAGCUGAGGAACUUCCCGCCCUGGAUAUGGGCGGUACUUCGGAUCCCUACGUCAAGGUGUACUUGCUGCCCGACAAGAAAAAGAAGUUCGAGACCAAAGUGCACCGCAAGACCCUGAGUCCGGUCUUCAACGAAACGUUUACCUUUAAGAGUUUGCCCUAUGCCGAUGCCAUGAACAAGACGCUCGUGUUUGCCAUUUUCGACUUUGACCGCUUCUCGAAGCACGACCAGAUCGGAGAGGUGAAGGUGCCGCUGUGCACCAUCGACCUGGCGCAGACGAUCGAGGAGUGGCGCGACCUGGUCAGCGUUGAAGGGGAGGGCGGACAGGAAAAGCUGGGAGACAUCUGCUUCUCGCUGCGAUAUGUGCCGACUGCCGGAAAGCUAACCGUUGUCAUUCUGGAGGCCAAGAACCUGAAGAAGAUGGACGUGGGCGGAUUGUCUGAUCCAUAUGUGAAAAUUGCAAUCAUGCAAAAUGGCAAACGUUUGAAAAAGAAGAAGACAAGUAUCAAAAAAUGCACCCUCAACCCUUACUAUAAUGAGUCGUUCUCAUUUGAAGUACCAUUUGAACAAAUACAAAAAAUCUGUCUCGUUGUGACCGUCGUGGAUUACGAUCGUAUUGGAACCUCGGAGCCCAUCGGCCGCUGCAUACUUGGGUGCAUGGGAACCGGAACCGAGCUGCGCCACUGGUCGGAUAUGUUAGCCUCGCCCCGCCGGCCCAUCGCCCAGUGGCACACCCUCAAGGACCCCGAGGAGACCGACGAGAUCCUGAAGAACAUGAAGUAAGGCGCCACCAUGGAUAACCCAAGCAGCAGUCUUACAGCACAUCUAUCGAACGUAUAAAAGUAACCACAGAACACUUAGGCGAACCGUCAGACACUGAAAUCGAAUGCAUCAUCAUCAGCUACAAACGAUCCUCCUCACCCGAAACGACAAGCAACAAUCAGCGAAAUAUCGUAGUUAAUGCAAAAAUUGUUCAUCUAUGCAGUUAUCCCGACAUAAACAUACUGGAACACACAAGAGCCGAUUAGGUAAUACCCUAGGUGUCUAAGUUAUAUCUCAUUGGUUGAACAGCAAAUCGAAGUGAAAGCUAUAAAGUCCUAUAUAUAGAAAGCAAUGUGUCCCACACACACACACCGGCCGGAAACCGCGAAUAGUUCGAUCGAUUUUACGCAUAAUCACCAGAAAUUCAUUUCGCGAUCUAUGAAUUUGUUGUUGUCCCCAUUUGAGAAUUUCCAGAAACUAUGAAAAUUACGAGUACGUUCCAUUGAAAAGAAAGAAACUAAGAAACAACUCUAUAUACUCAAACUAUUUAACGGAUGACCGAGAGAGUAUCAUUUUUAAAUGUUAAGUUUACUUCGGUUUUAAAUUAGUCCAAUGAUUAAAGGGAUCUUUCCGGUUUUAAAUUGGUUUUUCAAUCGUUGAAGGAUUACUAGUGAAUAAUAUUACUGACUAAUGCAUAUAUAAACGAGGCGAAGCACGCAAAGGCAACUUAAACUGUUAUGUAAAUUAUUUAUUAUGUUUAAAUUAUUGAGCAUUACGUACUUAACUGUGUAAGUAUAAAUCUAUGUGUGUUUAAAUAACGUGGACAUGGCAGACAUAUUACCAGGAGGAAGGCAGGAGGCGAAGUCAUAAAAAAUAUAUAUUAUAUAUAAAUAUUAUGUAUAACCCUUGCAUAGACUAAGAAAAUCAGACGAAUAAGUAGAAGGGCAACCGAAACCAACAGAAAACCAAAAGCAAAUAACAAAAGUUAAACUUUGAAGCGUGAUUUCAACGGAAUAUAUCAUCAGUUUAAACUUUAAAAAAUAUCGAACAUUUUGCACAACGGAUCAGAUGGGAGAAUUUUUUCAGUUCGGCCUUAUGUUACAGUAAAGUAGGCGAAAUAUGGCUCAGUUCGGGAAAGGUUUCCAUUUCAAUUGAGUUUUUCUUUUGAGAACUUACAGUUUUCGUUCGAGUUCGAAGCUUCUUCUAUCUCAAAUCUUAAGGUUUCUACAACUAUCUAUGAAUCGAUUUGAUUUUCUUUCCGAUUUAACCACAUUCCUUAAUUUAUAAAUCAUAUUAGGACCUAAUGAAAAUAUACAUACUAACUAAAUGAUUAUGGCAAAAUGUUAAAACAGAAAAAGAAAUAUUAAGAACAAUAAUAGUUAUUACUAUUUAUAUUAUAUUCAAGUAUAUGACAUCUAAACAAUAUACAUUUAUAUAAACUUAAAAAAAACCUUGUGCUCUUGUUGCACAAGCCUACUAAGAAUUUGGCAUUUUUAAUAUGGAAAAGCGGCGGCAACAAAAACUUCUACCUACCUAAAAACACAAAUUAGCUAAUUAAGCUAAAUAAAAACCCCCAAGAGCAGGGGACUCCAAAAGUAAUGAAACCGAAAUCGAAAUCGAAAUCGAGACAGAGGGAUAACAAUGAGCCAUGAUUUUCUGAUUUUUUCCAUAUUGAAAGUAAAUGAAAUUCAACUAAUACAUUAGAUGUUUUUGUCCUGUAAAUGGUAUAUUAUAAUGAUAAUGAUAAAGCGUAGUUAGGGAUCGUGUAUCCCCUGUACACACACUUACACAGUUGUAGUUAUGUUCACCGAAGCAAGAGAAAUGCAUAAGAAUACACAGAGAAGAAGGAAGGGAUGCGAAUGCAAACUUACAAAUCGAGAAAAUACCAAAAAUAUUUAUGUAAUAUAAUUCAUCUAAAUUUAACAAAUCGACGUGGACGCCAGGAAAAACGAGUUAUACAACUUAUUACGAGUAUUGUUCAAUAAAAGAUAAAUAACUUUGCUUUUCCAAGUAAUUACUGUAAAUUAUCUCAAACCCAAAAACAGCAACAAAAGACAAGGACACACAAAAAACACAUAUGUAUUAAACAAAUGAUAAAUUACGAACAAAAAUCGAAGCCUAACCACAACAGCAACAAAAUGAAACAAACAAGACAACAAACUAUAUAUACUUGCAUAUUAAACAAAUUAUAUGAAAUUAUAUAAAAUGAUGUUGAUUAUUGAUUUAAAUUAAAACUGAGAAAGUGAAUAAAACAAAUUAUAUAUACACCUAUAUAUAUAAAAAUAUUAAACAAAACAAAAGCAAAAA